ACUAGAUGACAUGCAACUUCUCACGAACAAUGGGAACACUUGCUUGCGCUUGACCCUCACUUUGUGUAGCGCAUGUCAUAAACCGGGAACCAAAAUUCUUACUUUUACGGCUAUAUUAAACCAGAUCAUCACUUCUUUAUGUAAACAAACCUCGUGUAACACGUGGUGAAGCGAUAAUCCGGUAUAAUGCAGUCGAAACGGUAUCAAUUUUGGUACCCGGUAAUGAUAUGCGCAGUUCAAAGCAGGGAUCUAUUCGCAAGGAAGUGUUCCAUAGAAUUUAGAUAGAUUGAUUUAUAUUAUUUAUUGAUUUCUCGUCGGAAUACAAACGACAGUUGUCGGGACCGGUGUCAUUUAACAGAAUGGUAACAGAUCUGACGAUUGAUACCAGUGAUUCAUUGAUGUCAGAAGAAAAGGAAUUAGAAUUGAAGAAGUUGUCUUCAGACGUCGAGGCAGCGUAUGAAAGAAUAAAAUCAUACAUCUAUAAGACGCCUUUGAUGUUCUCCAAACAAAUUAGUCUAGAAACUGGGGCAAAUGUAUUUCUAAAACUAGAAAGUGAACAAGUGACUGGUUCGUGUAAAAUACGAGGAGCAUUCAACAAAAUUCUUCUGCUGAAAGAGCGGGAACCGGAAAGUCUGUCGAAAGGCAUCGUUACGGCGUCAUCAGGAAAUCAUGGAAUAGCAUGUAUGCACGUGGGUAAAAUAUGUGGAUGUUCUGUCGAGGUUUAUUGCCGGGAAAACGUUUCUAAAUCCUAACUGGAGACCUUGCUAUUGUAUGGAGCUAAAGUUUCACGACAUGGCAAGGACUGUGUAGAUGCCGAGCUAAAAGCAAGACAGACAGCAAAGGAAAGAGAGCAAGUCUAUCUGUCGCCUUACAAUGACUGGGACGUUAUGAUAGGUCAAGGAACUGUUGGUUACGAGAUUUAUUCCGAGCUACCGGAAGUUGAUUUCGUUCUGGUAUCUGUAGGAGGUGGCGGGCUUAUAGGUGGAACUGUGGCGUUUUUGAAGGACAGAAAUCCAAAAAUCAAGGUAAUUGGUUGCCAACCAAGAAAUUCCAAAGUUAUGUUCGAAUCCGUGAAAGCCGGGCAUAUCCAACAUGAACCAUCAUAUGACACACUGUCAGACGGAACUGCUGGAGACAUAGAGGAUGGAUCGGUAACAUUUCCAGUAUGCAGCAAAUUUGUUGAUGACUGGAUUCUUGUUGAUGAGCAACAGAUAUCUGAUGCUGUUUUCUUCAUGUUGGAUAAACAUCACAAGUUGAUUGAAGGGUCUGCAGGCGUGGUGGUUGCAGCGUUUCUAGAUCAGAAAGAACGGUUUAAAGGAAAGAAUGUAGCGCUAGUUAUCUGCGGGGGAAAUAUCAGUUCUGUGACAUUACAAUCUAUUAUAAAUAACCAUAUUAAAGCCGAGUGAGAAGAUUUCACAUUGAGAAGUUCCUGUAAAACCUGCACGGACGCCAGAUCUUCAAAUAUCAACGGAAGCACUAAAGUCUUGUUCUAAUUUGUAAACAGUUUUUGUUGGCCAUCAGAUUUUCCCAUGGUAUAAGGUUAAUUAAAUUUCAUAUGAAAACUUUUUACUAUACAAUACGAUCUGCCGUUACAUUUUUACGACAAAUUGCUUAGAUUUUAUAUAAUUUUCUUUGCAUGUUUAUUGCUUUUAUUUUUAUUAUUCUUGCCGAUAUUUAGAACUUAUGUUAGAUAAUAGAAAAAGAGCGUUAAAUACAGAAUGCUGCUAUUUCAUAUCCUAUCGUCUCCCAUCGCACAAUUAUCAAAUGCGAUGGUAUAAUGAUAGGAUGAUAGAAUGGCUAAAGAUGAAAUUGCUAACAUAUUGUCCUACUAUCAAUAUCCUGACAUGCUGUCAUCGCUAUCAUAUCCUACCCUCGCCCGUUAUCACAUCAACCUAACAUCUAAUUGUAAUUGAAAGGCAGAAUGGUAGAAUUGCGAAAGAAGGAUGGUAGAGUACUGAUAGCAGAAUGUUAGGAUGCGCGAGUAGUGAUCAUAGCAGAAUGACAGGAUUGCGAAAGCAGUGUAGCAAAAUGAUAGGAUUGCGAUAGCCGGAUGAUAGAGUAAUGAUAGCAGAAUGAUAGGAUUGCGAUAGCAGAAUGAUAGGACUGCGAUGGCAGGAUGAUAGUGUAGGGAUAGCAGAAUGAUAGGAUUGCGAUAGCAGGAUGAUAGAGUAGUGAUAGCAGGAUGAUACGAAUCCAAUAGCAGGAUGAUAGAGUAGUGAAAAUUGCAGAAUGAUAGGAUCGCGAUAGCCGGAUGAUAGAGUAGUGAUAGCAGGAUGAUAGUGUAGGGAUAGCAGAAUGAUAGGAUUGCGAUAGCAGGAUGAUAGAGAAGUGAUAGCAGGAUGAUAGUGUAGGGAUAGCAGAAUGAUAUGAUUGCAAUAGCAGGAUGAUAGAGUAGUGAUAGCAGGAUGAUAGUGUAGGGAUAGCAGAAUGAUUGGAUUACGAUAGCAGGAUGAUAGAGUAGUGACAGCAGGAUGAUAGUGUAGGGAUAGCAGAAUGAUAGGAUUGCGAUAGCAGGAUGAUAGAGUAGUGACAGCAGGAUGAUAGUGUAGGGAUAGCAGAAUGAUAGGAUUGCGAUAGCAGGAUGAUAGAGUAGUGACAGCAGGAUGAUAGUGUAGGGAUAGCAGAAUGAUAUGAUUGCGAUAGCAGGAUGAUAGAGUAGUGACAGCAGGAUGAUAGGAAUGCGAUAGUAGGAUGAAAGAGAAGUAAUAGCAGAAUGAUAGGAUUGCGAUUGCAGGAUGGUAGUGUAGUGAAAGCAGGAUGAUAGAGUAGUGAUAUCAGGAUAGUAGGACUGCGAUAGCAGAAUGAUAGAGAAGUGAUCGCAGGAUGAUUGGAUUGCGAUAGUAGGAUGAUAGAAUAGUGAUAGCAGGAUGUUUAUAUAUCAAUAAUAGAAUGGUAGAAUAAUGCCAGUAGGAAAAUAUAAUGGCGAUUUUUCGUUUUAUCAUCCAACCAUUGUUAAACUACCAUCCUGCUGUCGCUAUCUAGCUAUCAUACCAUCGCUUUACUUCUAUCCUAUCUUCAGUUUUUUAUGUCCUACUACUGUGCUUCGAUAAUUGGGUGAUUUUCUGAUAUGAACGAACUAGGAUUCCGUAGUGAAACAAUUAAAAGUCUUUAUCAAGAUGAGUGUAAAAAGAACAACAGCGGCCAUUGAAGACGGCAUUAUGUAAAGUUAAUAUCACAAAAUUCAGCCCUGUUUAAGUAUUUUGACAAGAUGCAGUUUUGCUGGUCCAAAGUAAUCAUAAAAAGAUUCUUCAAAAAACUUUUUAGUCAAAUACCUUAAUCUGUUUGCAAUAAUAUUUAAAUAUUUAUAUCAUUA
This is a messenger RNA of Mercenaria mercenaria, 3313 nucleotides long. Its product is annotated as L-threonine ammonia-lyase-like. The coding region runs from base 888 to 1406 and encodes 172 amino acids. The record is from RefSeq and is a predicted model, not a curated record. Gene Ontology annotation, molecular function: threonine deaminase activity; L-serine ammonia-lyase activity. Gene Ontology annotation, biological process: L-serine catabolic process; L-threonine catabolic process. The transcript is spliced from 9 exons. Lineage: Eukaryota; Metazoa; Mollusca; Bivalvia; Venerida; Veneridae.